Pimephales promelas (fathead minnow) is the source of this 3031-nucleotide messenger RNA. It is a transcript of the gene dhx58, whose product is annotated as DExH-box helicase 58. Gene Ontology annotation, biological process: negative regulation of RIG-I signaling pathway; cytoplasmic pattern recognition receptor signaling pathway; antiviral innate immune response. Gene Ontology annotation, cellular component: cytoplasm. The record is from RefSeq and is a predicted model, not a curated record. Gene Ontology annotation, molecular function: DNA binding; single-stranded RNA binding; hydrolase activity. NCBI's taxonomy places the organism in Eukaryota, Metazoa, Chordata, Actinopteri, Cypriniformes, Leuciscidae.
CGUUUUUCUGCUCAGCAGGCUCAUAAAGGGACGGUUUAAAGAGCAAAACUCUCCAAAGUAGCAUAGACCUCUCGCCACGACAGUGAUGGCAGCACCGAUGGAGAUCGCUCUUAGAUCAUACCAGGAGGAAGUGGUGCAGACGGCUCUAAAGGGGGAGAACAGCAUCAUCUGGCUGCCCACUGGUGGAGGAAAAACCCGAGCUGCUGUUUAUGUUGCCAAGAAACACCUGGAGACUACAGCCAAUGCCAAAGUGGCAGUGCUCGUCAACAAGGUGCACCUGGUAGACCAGCACUAUAACAAAGAAUUCAACGUUCAUCUUGGGAAGCCAUACAAGAUAAAGCCCAUCAGUGGGGACAGCUGUGACAAGGAAUUAUUUGGGCGUCUGGUCAAGGACUCAGACCUGGUCAUCUGCACGGCUCAGAUUUUGGAGAACGCCCUGAACAGCACGGAGGAGGAAAAACACGUAGAUCUCACAGACUUCACCCUGUUGGUCAUAGAUGAAUGUCACCACACGCAAAAGGAAAAUGUCUAUAACAAGAUUAUGGGCCGCUAUGUGGAGAAGAAAGUGAGAAAAGAAGGGAAGCUGCCACAGGUUUUGGGCCUCACGGCAUCACCUGGUACAGGAGGAAAUAAAUCACUGGAUAAAGCUGUGGAACAUGUCUUGCAGAUCUGUGCCAAUCUGGAUUCAGUAAUUGUGUCCACCAAGAAUUAUACACCAGCGCUCAAGAAAGUCGUCCCUAGACCCAAAAAGCAAUAUGACAUUGUUGAAAAAAGAGCUCUGGAUCCAUUUGCGGACCACUUGAAGUUAAUGAUGUCAAUGAUUCAUGAGUUCAUGCCAUCAACGGUGAGCCGUAGCCUGCGGGAUAGGGGCACACAGGAAUAUGAAGCUGAUGUGGUGGAACUAGAGAAAAAAGGUGUAAUAGAAGAGAACAGACUGAUCGCUCAGUGUGCACUGCAUCUGCGGAAAUACAACGAUGCUCUUCUCAUUAACGACACCGUUCGCAUGGUGGACGCAUUCAACGUUCUGGACGAGUUCUACAAUUCAAGGAAAAACAAAUUGCUGGAUGGAACAGACUUCUUUCUACAGGGACUUUUUGAUGAGAACCGCGUGGAGCUAAAACAACUGGCAUUGGAUGCCCGCUACGAAAACCCCAAACUGGCCCAGUUGCAAGUGGUGCUGCUGGAAGAGUUUAGAGAAAAAAAGUCUCGCGGUAUACUCUUCUCGAAGACGCGCAAGGGCACACAUUGUCUGUAUGACUGGGUGAACUCCAACCAUGAGCUGCUGAAGGUGAAAAUCACUGCUGGCAUUCUCACUGGAACGGGUACCGGUGCCGAACACAUGAACCAGAAUGAACAGAAGAAGACCAUCCAUGAGUUUAGAGAAGGAUUCCUCAACCUCCUCAUCUCUACCAGUGUGGCCGAGGAAGGACUUGAUAUUCCAGAAUGCAACUUAGUUGUACGUUACGGCCUGUUGACCAAUGAGAUCGCUCAGCAGCAAGCCAGUGGGCGGGCUCGGGCUGAGAACAGCGUCUACUCAGUGGUGGCUGAAGAAGGUGGGCGUGAAAUGCGCAAGGAAUUGACCAAUGAGUAUCUAGAAAGUCUGACCUCAAAAGCUAUUGACCAAGUACAGAGAAUGAGUCCCAGGGAGUUCAGAAUCAAGAUAUCUAAACUCCAACAAAUGUCUAUUCUUAUUCGGCUUGAAACUGAGAAGAAAAAGGAUGCGAGGAAGCAGCGCUACAGUCCUGCUGAGGUUCAGCUUCAUUGCAGAGGAUGUUUCCUUCGUGUCUGCAGUGGAGAAGAUAUAAAAACGAUAGAGAAUUCACACCAUGUCAAUAUCAACCCUGAGUUUAAGAGGUUUUAUAAAACUGGUGGGCAAGUAGUUCUGGAGAGGACUUUUGAAGAUUGGGAGCCUGGACGGGUUAUCAGCUGCAGUAAAUGUGGACAGGAAUGGGGAUUGGAGAUUAAAUUCAAGAGGGUGGCAAUACUCCCCUGUUUGAAAAUAAAGAACUUUUCCUUGAAUACUCCUCAUGGCAAAGUCCCUUGCAAGUACUGGAAGAAUGUUGAGUUCCAGGUGCCAGAGUUUGACUUCAUUGAAUACAUGAGCAGCUCUUACCCUGACCUGGACUUUCUAGAUGACUGACACGACUAAACUCAGCCAGGACCCUGUAACCCUCACUGUGCCAGAUUUUCUGUCUGCAGUGAGUAUUUCUGUACCAGUGGCUUUUACGUUUAGACUGCUGAUUACUGUUCAUUAGCAUAAUUUAAAAAUGAAAUUAUCCAUCCUGAUUUCAUCUUGGUUAUUCACUGAUGUUGGGGGUCAUAGCAGCUUUUGUGGUAGUCAAAAUACAGUUUGGAACCUCUGUUCAAUACAAUCUAGCUGUUUGUAAACUUUAAAUGUUUGUGCUUCAAAUUCAACCUUUUACUUUUUUGUACAUUAAGUUUUUGUCUUUUUUGUUUCAUUUAUGGGUUUUGUUUUAUUUGAUUUUGUCUGAGAAAGGUCUCUCUCUCUCUCUCUCUCUCUCUCUCUCUCUUUGUGUGUGUGUGUGUGUGUGUGUGUGUGUGUGCGUGUGUUAAAUGUUUUGACACUAUAUUUAUAUUUAACAUAUUUUCUUUGAUUUUUCUGUUGUCCCUCUCAGGGAUCAGGACUGUGCUGCUCUAUGAUUAUUAGUUAUUGUUUACAUUGCUGUGCAAUAUGCUAUAAAUGCACUCCAAGGAGUCCAAGCUCCUUAUGACCCUCAUUGUACACUGCAGUAGUCUGCUCAGACCAUCACUUUCAGAUUGCUCGAACAUUUACAUAUAUUCAUUUAACAGAUGCUUAAAUGAGGAGAAAUAUGAACACACUUCGAAAUCUUUAAACCUUUAUUUAUAGACUAGGUUUAGGUUUAUUUAAAACUUUUUCUCAAAAAAAGUUAAAUUUAUGUCUUAAAUAUUCUUUCCUUUUUAAAUUUCUACAUAACAUUAACAAAUGAGAUUAUGUAUAUUGCAUCUGUAAUAUACAUUUUUUAAAUGAAUAAAACAAUCAUGCUCUGUA